CCCCCACCUGCUUCCGGCCGCGGCUCAGUUCUCGCGCCUCCGCCUCCGCCGCGGCUCGUGGUCGUCCCGCCAUGGCGCUGUCGCGGGGACUACCCCGGGAGCUGGCCGACGCCGUGGCCGGGGGCCGGGUGCUGGUGGUGGGCGCGGGCGGCAUUGGCUGCGAGCUCCUCAAGAACCUCGUGCUCACCGGCUUUUCCCACAUCGACCUGAUUGAUCUGGAUACUAUCGAUGUCAGCAACCUCAACAGGCAGUUUUUGUUUCAAAAGAAACAUGUUGGAAGAUCAAAGGCCCAGGUUGCCAAAGAAAGUGUACUGCAGUUUUACCCAAAAGCUAAUAUCAUAGCCUACCAUGACAGCAUCAUGAACCCUGACUAUAAUGUGGAAUUUUUUCGACAAUUUAUAUUGGUUAUGAAUGCUUUAGAUAACAGAGCUGCCCGCAACCAUGUUAAUAGGAUGUGUCUGGCAGCUGAUGUUCCUCUUAUUGAGAGUGGAACUGCUGGUUACCUUGGGCAAGUAACUACCAUCAAAAAGGGUGUAACUGAGUGUUAUGAAUGUCAUCCCAAACCUACCCAGAGAACUUUUCCUGGCUGUACAAUUCGUAACACACCUUCUGAACCUAUUCAUUGCAUCGUUUGGGCAAAGUAUUUGUUCAACCAGUUGUUUGGGGAAGAAGAUGCUGAUCAAGAAGUAUCCCCUGACAGAGCUGACCCCGAAGCUUCCUGGGAACCAACGGAGGCUGAAGCCAGAGCCAGAGCAUCUAAUGAAGACGGUGACAUUAAACGUAUUUCCACUAAGGAAUGGGCUAAAUCAACUGGAUAUGAUCCGGUUAAACUUUUUACCAAGCUUUUUAAAGAUGAUAUCCGGUAUCUGUUGACAAUGGACAAAUUGUGGCGGAAAAGGAAACCUCCAGUUCCGUUGGACUGGGCCGAAGUGCAAAGUCAAGGAGAAGAAACCAAUGCAUCAGAUCAACAAAAUGAACCGCAAUUAGGUCUGAAAGACCAGCAAGUUCUAGAUGUAAAGAGCUAUGCUUGUCUUUUUUCAAAGAGCAUUGAGACUUUGAGAGUUCAUUUAGCAGAAAAGGGGGAUGGAGCUGAGCUCAUAUGGGACAAGGAUGACCCAUCUGCAAUGGAUUUUGUCACCUCUGCUGCGAACCUUAGGAUGCAUAUUUUCAGUAUGAAUAUGAAGAGCAGAUUUGAUAUAAAAUCAAUGGCAGGGAACAUUAUUCCUGCUAUCGCUACUACUAACGCGGUGAUUGCUGGGUUAAUAGUAUUGGAAGGAUUGAAGAUUUUAUCAGGAAAAAUAGACCAGUGUAGAACAAUUUUUUUGAAUAAACAACCAAACCCAAGAAAGAAGCUUCUAGUGCCUUGUGCACUGGAUCGUCCUAACCCUAAUUGUUAUGUAUGUGCCAGCAAGCCAGAGGUGACUGUUCGGCUGAACGUCCACAAAGUUACUGUUCUCACAUUACAGGAUAAGAUAGUGAAAGAAAAAUUUGCUAUGGUAGCACCAGAUGUCCAAAUUGAAGAUGGGAAAGGAACAAUCCUAAUAUCUUCAGAAGAGGGAGAGACAGAAGCUAAUAAUCACAAAAAGCUGUCGGAAUUUGGCAUUAGAAAUGGGAGCCGGCUUCAAGCAGACGACUUCCUUCAGGACUACACUUUAUUGAUCAACAUCCUUCAUAGUGAGGACCUAGGGAAGGAUGUUGAAUUUGAAGUUGUUGGUGAUGCCCCAGAAAAAGUGGGGCCCAAACAAGCUGAAGAUGCUGCCAAAAGCAUAACCAAUGGCAGUGACGAUGGAGCUCAGCCUUCCACAUCCACUGCACAAGAGCAAGAUGAUGUGCUCAUAGUUGAUUCAGAUGAAGAAGGUCCUUCAAAUAAUGCUGACAUCAGUGAAGAAGAGAGAAGUCGCAAGAGGAAAUUAGAUGAGAAAGAGAAUAUCAGUGCAAAGAGGUCCCGCACAGAACAGACAGAAGAGCUUGAUGAUGUUAUAGCAUUAGAUUGAACAGAAAUGCCUCUGGGCAGAACCCUCUUACUGCAGUAGGUCAUCUGGGCAGAACCAGGUUAUUUGUUAUGUUCUUUGUUCCAAAGGGAAAAAAUUGACACCAGUGACUUGAAGAUGAUUCUGCUCCCUUUGAAAGCAUUCAUUUUGCUAGAACAAUUAGUAACAUUGCAGUAUGCUGUAUUGAAAGUAGGAAUAUAGUUUUUAAAGCCCUUUGAACAAAGUGUGUGCAUAACCAGUCAUGAGAUGAAACAACACAGUGCAUGUUGCCUUUUUAAUGUAAAUACCCUUAGGUAUCAUUUAACAGUUUUAAAAUAUUGUGGUUUAGUAAAGUUGAUACCUGGUUAUAAAUAUUACGCCUUUAUUUUUGGUUAGAAAAAGAAUUAUUUUUAGCCUAGAUCUAACCAUUUUCAUACUCUGACUGAAACAGAUUCAAAGAAGUAUCAAGUGCUAUGCAUUGAAACGUGUUUUUAAAUGUUAACUGGCACUAUGUAUAUUAAUGUAAAACAAUGUUAAUUUACUCAAGUUUUCAGCUUGUACUGCCUGGUAUGUCUGUGUAAGAAGCCAAUUUUUGUGUACUGUUACAGUUUCAGGUUAUUUAUAUUUGAUGUUUUGUAGAACUCAGAUACGACUAUACUGUACUUACGGACCAAAUAAAUGCAUCUGCAUACUUGUCACACAGGCCUGCAUAGUCCCCGUUUCUGCUGCCUUACUGGGUGUACGUAUUACUGCAGGCAUGCGAAAUCCUUCCCUUCUCAAGAGUUAACUCAAAAUGAAUGUGAAGGUUAAAUGAUCUCCACUGUUUGCCAUAGAUAAGUACUUUCUAAAAUAAAACUUUUAAUGGCAAUGUUACUUUUUUAAGUUUGGAUUGUAAACAGCUGAUCUUCUGUUGAGAACAUGAAGUGAUCUUUGCCCAGCCCCAGGAACUUAGAACCUUGGAUUUGAGAUUCCAGAGCAGGGAGAGUCUUUAUUCUGCAGUCUUCUCUGAGUUGCCCCUCCCCACCCCUACCCCCAAUUCGUCAGAGUCCCUUCUUGAGCGUACUGUUGAGGGCCCAACUCCAGCCUACAGAUGUGGGCAGACCAGCCCUGGAUGGAUCAGCACUCAUGUCUCCACCUUGGACCGCAGAGGGCCUUGGCCCUUAGGGUACCCUCCUCACACAGACGUGCCUUGAGUUUUCAGACAACAGAAGCCCCCGAAGCUGUUUUCCCCCCCAUUCUAUACCUCAGCCUUUGGUGGUUUUGGCUACAGUCAAUUAAAUUUCAAAUUGUUAACUCCUUAUUUUGUUCCACUUUGUAUAAUUCUUACUCUGCCAUCUAGCUUAUUAACUCUUGCUCCUUGUUUUGUAUCAUUUGUAAAUUCAGCGUGUAAUCAAAGCCUUCAGCAAAAUCAUGUUGAACAAGACUCAGCCCUCAGGAGCAUGCCGCUUGAUGCCUUCAGGAUGGACUGACUGCCAGCCUUCAGUACCGCACUGAGCAAGCUGAAUCCCCACCUGCAACUUUAGGAGCUUGUGAGGUUCACUUUGCCUUUAGAUUUUUAAAUGUUCCACUUUCCUCCAGAAAAAAUAAUCUCAAAAUUACAAAACGGUAUAAAAUAAUGAAAUAUUCUAGAAUUCCAUCUCUCAGAAACGUGUCAGUUAACUAACUGGGUGGUCACUGGUGAUCAGGUUCAGUUUUGAAAUUCCAUUCCUAAAACCUCACCCUGCCCUUUUAGACUCAAUUGUCAAUGUGUUUCCAGCAUUUUGUAUAUUUCUUUUAUUUUUUUCCCCAUUUAUACGUACAUGGCAGUAAGUGCCAGUUUGAUCUGCAGAGAUAGGCUUCUCUUUUGGCAGAGCAGUGGUUUUUAUCUCUGCAACAAUUCUAUUAACUACCUUUUCCAGCAGGUUCUGUCCAUUUUCUAUCUGUUUUUGUAAAAUUAGGGUUUAUCAGCAAGGCAGGUCUGACACAUGGGUCUUGCCCAAGAAGACUAAGCAGAUCCAAGCUGCCUGCACGCCCCUGAAGCAUGGAUACACUUUAGAUGUGGCCUGGUAUUCGUGAUUUUCCCGUGCGAGUUGUCUUCUCAGAUAGGGGGCGAGACACAGAGCUUGGCAGGGGCCUUUCCCCAGCAGCUCUACCCUGAAAUACAGUCUGACAAAACCAUCUUCCAGCCUUAAUGGGAACAGUCUGCUGACUCAAGUUUACCUAUCUAGUCUGUUGCCCCGAAGAUGAGUCUGCAUACUUGGCAUGUAGGAGACGAUUCAGUGUUUUAAUACGGAGCCUGACCCCUUAAGUAAUAAAUCAGGCAGACAUCAGUGGAUGCCAAAACCUUCAGUAAAAGGCUGUUGAACAGAAUCUUUAUAGUGCUCAAAUGUUGCUGUACAGAUAACUCGGAGAAGAAAAAAGUCAACCUUUGAUAAUGCACUGAUCUGUCACCACUGUAAUCACGUACUCAAACCUGGCAAUCAGGGACAACUUGCCGUGUGCUUCCCAAUGGGAUGAUAGGAAAACUAUGACAGCACUGAGAAAAAACAUGUUAACCUGAACCUGAUGCAGCAGCUAGACCUAGCUUCCAGCUGACUGGAAAGAGGGGGGGUAGAGGAACAAGCUAAGCAAUAUUAGGAGGAAACAGACAAGUAUGGAAUGUGGGACGUUCUCGAACUCAAGUGCAAAAUACAUGACUUUAGUGAUUCUUGCGAUAAUUGGAAAUUUGGAAAUGGGAUAAAGUGAUAAUGGGAGUAUUUUCUUAGGUAUGAUAAUAUCCUUGUACUUACUUAGGCCAGUGUCUUUAUUCUUCGAAUAUUAGGGAUGAAGCUUCAUAACACGAUUUUUAAAUGGCUCAGCAAAAAAUACAGGAAGAAAAAGACAAAAUUAACAUUUAUUGAAUCUAGGUGGACCCUAUAUAUGUUCAUUGUACUAUCAAACUUUUCUCUGAAAACUUUCGUAAUAAAAGUGGAGAUAUAUAUAUAUAUAUAUACAGUCUGUAUUUUCCUUCUGUGCCUAUGUGACUUUCAAGUUUUGUAAUGAAUAUAUCCUAUGAUUUAAAUCAGAAAGGCAAUAAAGAUUAU
Molecule: messenger RNA, 5032 nt
Organism: Ailuropoda melanoleuca (giant panda)
Lineage: Eukaryota; Metazoa; Chordata; Mammalia; Carnivora; Ursidae
Gene: UBA2
Product: ubiquitin like modifier activating enzyme 2
Exons: 17
Coding region: 72-1994 (640 amino acids)
Biological process (GO): protein sumoylation
Cellular component (GO): SUMO activating enzyme complex; cytoplasm
Molecular function (GO): SUMO activating enzyme activity
Source: RefSeq, a predicted model, not a curated record